Messenger RNA from Lactuca sativa (garden lettuce), 686 nucleotides. RefSeq names its product protein phosphatase. Gene Ontology annotation, biological process: phospholipid translocation. The record is from RefSeq and is a predicted model, not a curated record. Gene Ontology annotation, cellular component: cytosol; nucleus; mitochondrial intermembrane space. NCBI's taxonomy places the organism in Eukaryota, Viridiplantae, Streptophyta, Magnoliopsida, Asterales, Asteraceae. Gene Ontology annotation, molecular function: phosphatidic acid transfer activity.
CUUCUAACACCAAUUCGAGCAAUGAAGCAAUGCGCCUGAAUUUGCUCCCCCAAACCGCCUCCAGUCCACUCCCGCCGUCCCUUGGCCAUAUAUGUUAUGUUGGGCCCUCAAUUUGUUUUUCCAUUCUAUUCUCUCCGAUUUGAUUAUCAAAAAGGCUUUACAUGGGAUUCAUAAGGGACAAACGGAAUUCAUCUUCUUCAACGACGACUUCUCCUUGUGCCGAUCUCAGAGCUGCGUAUAAUAAUUGCUUCAACAAGUGGUAUUCUGACAAGUUCUUGAAGGGACAUUGGGAUAAAGAAGAAUGUGUUUCCGAGUGGGACAAGUACAGAGAUUGUUUAUCUAAACAUCUGGAAGACAAGAAUUUGAGUCGCUUUCUGGAAGCUGAAGGAGUGAAGAGAAUACCUGCUCCUAUUGCUAAAUGAUUCAUGCUUGUUUUUAUAUGAAGUGGUAUGGCAAAAUGCUGACUGACUGGAUCUUAGAAACCAUCUUUUUGUCCAAAAACUGAUUGUGUUCUUACAUUUAAUGGUGCUUAUGCUUCUCAUGGAUUGUAGGGUCUGAGUAGUUAGGUUGUGUUUGAUAAGCAGGACAUGUGACACUGAUAGAAAAUGUUAUACUGUUUUUGGCCUGAAAUUGAGACUCAUUUUGUUGCAAAUAUAAAAUUUUAUAAUUGUUAGGAUUCCUUUUUA